Molecule: messenger RNA, 2376 nt
Organism: Ceutorhynchus assimilis (cabbage seed weevil)
Lineage: Eukaryota; Metazoa; Arthropoda; Insecta; Coleoptera; Curculionidae
Source: the annotation of a GenBank genome assembly
UUUUUGUUUAUGUUUAUACUACUCUCACCUCACUCUGGAUUCAUUCUGGAUGUGGACACUGUGGAUAGUUCUGGAUAGGGGGUUAUUUUGAGUGAAAUGCGCUGCUACGCAGCCGCCGAACUCUCCCUGCACAGUUUCACCCCUCGAUUCCACAACAAAAGUGGGCGCAGGAAAAUUAGUGCAAAAAAAGAAAAACUGGAUUUUCUGGAAAUCUGGAAAUUUUCCAUGGAUUAAACUUACUUUUUUGGAAAAUCCAUCACAAUGGGUCACCAUCAAGCCCCCUUGCCAGAUUUCGACCGUCUCCUAUCAAUACCAAAAGAAAUCUUUGGCCUGAAAAAGUUCUACACUGACGAAUUCGAUGCCUUCAAAAAGUACUACUCAAAAAUCAACCAAUGCAUGGACGACAAUUCAAUCAGAUAUCUAGCAAACGAAGCAAACGAAUUGCCCUAUCUACUGCCCUGCGAACUAUCAAGCAAAGUAAAGAAAGACUCAAAAAACGAAGGGCAAAACUUUGAAGUGGCCCCCAUGAAACAGACCAACGAUAAAAUUGAAUUUGCAAAUUCCUGUCUCAAUUUAGUAGAGAGUCAUAAUAGAGGCAAAUGCCUGGUAACAACUUCUCAGGUCAAUCAAGGGGAUAUUUUAAUAGACGAAACUGCAACAGUGUUACAAGUGAACCCGAUUUGCAAUUGCGUUGAUGGAGAGCAUAAGAUGUUCAGGUGCCAUCACUGUGCCUUUGCGGUUAAUAAAUAUUUGGCUUGUUCGCAUUGUAAUGUUGUCAUUUAUUGUACUCCUAGAUGUCUUAUACAGUCUUAUAACGAUUAUCAUAAGUAUGAGUGUGAAGGAUUCCAGAGGCAUUAUUGGAGAUUGGACGAUAGUGAUCACAGUUAUAUCGCAUUGAGGAUGAUUUUGUAUGGUGCAAGGUACAAUUUCAAUCACGAUAUUCCUGCCAACCACGAUAAAUGGGGUAUCAACGGAAAUAAUUAUCCCUUCGUUUAUAGACUGAAGACUAAUUUUGAUAAAAUGCCGAUUUUGAGGGUCUACGAAAUUUUAAGGAAAGCAGCCCACACAAUCAUCUACCUCAUGGUUAGAACGAACUUUUUCAGCGAACUCCAGCCUCAAAACGAAACAAUUCUACACUAUUAUGUUGGAGGUUUGUUCGUCAAGCAUUACUGUCAAGCUCAAAUGAAUUGCGUCCAGCUCAGAUACCCAAACUUUGAAGCUGACUACUCAUUCAACACUGUAGGCACUAGUGGCAAAGCCAUUUGCCCUACAUUGGCCAUGCUGAAUCAUUCAUGCUCCCCUAAUGCUGUUGUAGUGCUCUGCAAUGAUAGGGUUUUGGUGAAGGCAAUUAGAAAAAUUGAAGCCAACGAAGAAGUGACUAUAGCUUACAAAGAAAUAAAUCCUUUUAAUUCUUUGCAAGAACGUCAAUUACUUAUGCUGCACUAUUUUUACUUUGAGACAGUUUGCGAUUGUGAAUUGUGCUUUUAUGAAAGCACUUGGCAAGAGUAUCCGUUCAAGUGCAGGUCAUGUGCUUUAGGUAGAGCCAAAAAAAUGACUUUAAAUAAUGGAGAGGAGAAACUGUAUUGUAAAAAUUGUACCUCGUUUUCCUUUAUCGAUCACAAAGCUGAAAAGUCUGCACUAAUUGCUGGUAAAUUAUACAAAUCAACUUACAAUAUCGAACCAAUUCUACGAGUAUUAGACAGUUGCACUAAAAUAUUCCCAUGUGAUUCUUGGGUCCUUAUGGACCUCUACAAGCUUUUAUUUGAUAAAUUUUACACUUGGGGAGAAAAACCCAUUGAAACAAUGAAAUACGGGUUAUGCUACUACAAAGUCCUAGAAAAGUACAUGCCCAAACUAUAUCCUGCAGUACUUGAAGCCAAAUUGUGUUUCAUAUAUGGAACAUUGAAUACCAGAGAGUUUAAAGCUUUGGAAAAAGUUACCAAAACCGAAUUUGCCACAGUACAAAGAUUCUCCGACGAAUGUCUCAGAGCCAAAAAGGACAUUCUAUUCUACGUCCCCCACAAAGUGAUGGGCCCCUACGCCACAGAACUCGUGUCCCAUUUACAAAACGUACAGGUUAAGUUAAGAACAAUGAAAGAACGAUAAAUUUAUACAAAUUAUAGGUAAUUACUACUUCAGUAUUAUUGUUUUAAGGUAAGUGUGUAUUUGUUAUUUAUUUAUUAUUUUUGGUGAUUGUUCCAAAGAAUUAUUUAUAUAAUAUUGAUCUUUUUUUUUUGAUUUAUCUGAAGAAUAAAUGUACUUUUUAUUUAUUGAUUAUUCUCCCUUUUUCAACUUCCACGAUAGAUAAUGCUCCCAAACAUCCACGUCAAACCAUUGAUAUUUUUCUGGUUUUGAGAGGUCAAAUAUCAUUUUGCC